AUGUGCACCACCGACGUCUUUACAUACGUUUACCCCGACGGCCACAGGGAGACAGUGAGCAAGCCUUCGCUUUGCCCUGCUUCCCGCCAUGGUCAGCCAUGCUCCAAGAAUGUUCUGUUCCAACAUGGUUCAAAAUCUGUACCAUUUGGCCAUACAGUCACCGCGCCCGCCUUUGUAGGCCCGGCCACCUACCCGCCUCUAUACAACUUCCCGCCAACGCCGUCUUAUACGCCUCGCACUUCUACUCCUACAUACCGCUCUGGUGAUGAUUCAGACCGAUCAUAUCACAGCUCAUCCAGCAGCAGACGGAGGAGAGUCUACGUCGGCCCAAGAUUGGAACCCAGCUCUGGCCAUGGCGGACAAGGAGGCCGCACUGUACUUGUCCAUAACCCACCUACCCCAUCAACACCACCUCAAGCAUUUACAUUCCCUCGAACUGCCCCUUCGUCACCCAGCUUUCCACACAGCUCACCACUCGUCGUGGAUGCCUCUCCUCGCGGGGCUUCAUCACGACGACCCGUGAUUGUGGACGAGAGACCGCGCAAUGAUCGCGACGGUGCCCGAAUCCACAUUGAGUUCCUCGACGGCGGGCGAAAGAAGAAGCACAGCCGCCAGACUUCCUCCACCAGCUCAUACGAUAGCCGGUACUCGUAUGCCAGCGCCUCUGAAGAUGAUGAAUUGCGCCGCCGCCGCCGUGAGGUCGAGGCUCUGCGUGCUGAGAACGAACGCCUGGAACAUGAAGCAAAAAUCCGCGAGCGCCGGCUGCAUUCUCGCAUUGCCAAGGCCAACGCAGAAAUUGCAAGCCGCGAGGCCGUUCCUGUGCCUGCUACCUCGAAGCGGUCUUCAACCGCGGCCAAGGCAACGCGCAAUGUGGGAGAGCGAGAGCAAGAACUGCUUGACAGAAUCCAGAAUCUUGAGCUUAAGCAGCAGGCUCGAGAGGAGAGGGGACGGUCUGCUAAGCGGUCUGAGGAGGACGCUCAGAAAGAGAGACUAAUGCAGCGAAUGUUGCCGCGACGCCGGGCUACUGUUGGUCCCGGCAGCCGACGACCUCGUGUAGAAUACACUGACGGAGUAUAUCGAUGGGAGUGA
Molecule: messenger RNA, 1089 nt
Organism: Pochonia chlamydosporia 170
Lineage: Eukaryota; Fungi; Ascomycota; Sordariomycetes; Hypocreales; Clavicipitaceae
Exons: 1
Coding region: 1-1089 (362 amino acids)
Source: RefSeq, a predicted model, not a curated record